Molecule: messenger RNA, 2337 nt
Organism: Setaria italica (foxtail millet)
Lineage: Eukaryota; Viridiplantae; Streptophyta; Magnoliopsida; Poales; Poaceae
Product: malonyl-CoA:anthocyanidin 5-O-glucoside-6''-O-malonyltransferase
Exons: 3
Coding region: 157-1545 (462 amino acids)
Source: RefSeq, a predicted model, not a curated record
GCUGGAGUGGCGCUGGAUGCCCGGGCUCACACAUCGCGUCCCGUCUUCCACAGACUGCUACAUUGGAUUGACUAUCGCCCUUCAGUCUUCCAAAUUUGUUCACUACUCGCCCCCAUCCACCUGCGGCAAGCGCCGAUAUUGGCGGACGCGGCGGCCAUGGCCGUGGCGCCGGACCAGAAGCAGCGACCUGCAGGGUCCUCCUCGGCAUCUCCUCACCUCCGCGUCCACGACACCAUCCUCGUGGCGCCGUCCCCGUCGCCGCCGGAGACCUCGCUCCCGCUCACCUUCUUCGACAUCAUCUGGCUCAACUCCCCGCCCGUCGAGCGCCUCCUCUUCUACCGCCUCGCCCCCGAUGCUGACGUCGCCACCAUCAUCUCCAACCUCAAGGACUCCUUGCACAAGGCCUUCCGAGUCUUCUACCCGCUCGCCGGCCGCCUUCGCCUCACUCCCGGCACAUCGGACCGCUACGAGCUGUACUACAGCCCGGGUGACGCCGUCACCUUCACCGUCGCUGAGUGUGACGACGGCGAUGCGGACAUCGAUGGCCUCGCCGCUGGCGACCCCCGAGAGGUAGCGAAGAUCGGGACGCUGGUGCCGCCGUUGGCGGAGGGCGGCGGGCUGUUCGCCUUGCAGGCCACGCUGUUGUCCGCGCGCCGCGGCCUCGCCAUCGGUGUGACCGUGCACCACGCCGCCUGCGACGGCUCGAACUCAACGCACUUCCUGCACACCUGGGCAGCCGCCUGCAGCGGCACCGAAGCUCCGCCCCCACCUGUCAUCGACCGGACUCUCCUCGCGGACCCGAGGGGCCUCUACAACGUCUUUUAUCAAGAGGCACCGAGCACUGAUGAGAUGGAGUUCGCCAAAAUGUCCGCUGACCAGCUCUUCGCCACGUUCACUCUGUCCAAGGACGACCUGCAGCGCAUCAAGGAGGUCGUGGCCGACGAGGCCGCGAGGCGCGGCGUUGCGCCGCCACGGUGCUCCUCUCUGGUUGCCACCUUCGGCUUCGUCUGGUCAUGCUACCAGCGAGCCAAAGAGAGCUGCGGCUCCGGCGAGGGCCCAAUGACCUGCAUCCUCUUCCCUGUCAACCACCGCUCGCGGAUGAAGCCUCCGCUCCCGGAAAGGUACCUCGGCAACUGCGUCGGCCCAGCAUUCGGGAUGGCACCCAAGAGCGAGCUGGCGGUGGCAGGCGUAGGAGGCCUCUUCACAGCGUGCGCCGCGGUCGCCUCCGCCAUUGACGAAGCUGUGCGCGACAUCGGGACAUCCAGCAUGGACGCCUGGUUGGACCGCAUCAAGGAGGCAAGCGCAAAUGGCAUACUGUCCGUGGCUGGCUCACCGAGGUUCCGUGUCUACGAGCUGGACUUCGGUUUUGGCCGGCCACUGAAGGUGGACAUCGUGUCCGUGGCGAGGACCGGUGCAGUGGCGGUGGCGGAGAGCCGGAGCUGCAUCGGCGGGAUGGAGGUCGGCGUGUCCUUGCAGCCGGCCGGCAUGGAUAGGUACCGGAAGUGCUUCACGGAUGGUAUCGCGUGGCUCCACCAGCGAAGCUGAGAUGAGAUAUGUGGUGGACGAGGGAGACGAAGACAAACCUGCACGAACGGUCUACUACAAGAUCAUUGUUACAGCGAGCCGAGUCACAAGUGGUGGAGUUCUUCACGAAUCUGCUGGGCAAGGCAAGUUUUUUGUGCACUUGUGUUAGGAUUUUGUCAAGUUUGCAGAUCUGAGUCCCCCUCCUCUGGACUGUGACGGAUCCACCUCGGAUUGGCCUGAUUAAAGCACGGUUAAGUCUCCUAACAUGCAACACUCAUGCCUCAGUCAAGCUAACACGAAGUGUCGUCGGAUUUCAUCCGAUUUGACCACUUAACAGGACUGAAUUAGCAAACUCACACGAAGGUGAGCAGUUACAGAGAAUACAAUAGGUCCACCACAAGAUUAACAAGUUGAGACACACUUGGUUGCAAAACAAAGCUUAACAAGUUCUGAAGAAAACAACAGAAGGUAAAAUAAGUGGAAGCUAAGCGUAAGGGUCGGACGUCCUUGGUGAGGCCAGCCAAGACAUCAGUGAUCCCUUUCCUCGCCGUCCGAGGAGGGAUCCCACUCAACCGUCCAACCCGGAGGGAGCUGGGGCGGCCAAGUACCAACAGGGACAAGCUCAGGAGCGGCGACUUCACCUGAAAAGAAAGCCACAACAAGGCUGAGCUGCUAAGCUCAAUAAGACUUAACCGACCGGUGGUAAACUACUCCACCACUUCUAGACAUGCAAGGCUUUUUGGCUGAGGUGUUUGUUUGCCAAAAGCACUAUGUAGAUCCUUAUUUUCAAAAUUUUAGCUCAGAUUCUAAGUU